AUGGCAGUGGGUGUAGUUGAUGGAACUUCAGAAGCCAUUUUCCACACUUUUAUGUCUCUUGGAUCCUCACGAUCAGAAUGGGACUUUUGUACAUACCAAGGAAGUGUGGUAGAUCGCAUUAACGCUCACACUGAUAUUGUUCACAUGAAGCUGUACAGUGAUUGUCUACCAUGGGGAAUGAAACCACGAGAUUUUCUGUUAAGACGGUAUUGGAAAAAAGAGGAUGAUGGCACAUAUGUGAUGUUGUUCCAUUCUGUUUAUCAUAAGAAGUGUCCACCACAGAAAGGCUACGUUCGUGCUUCUGUUAAAAGUGGAGGAUUUCUAGUGACUCCUAUUGACGAAGGAAAGCAAUCACUUGUUAAACACAUGCUCGCUAUUGAUUGGAAGUUGUGGAAAUUGUAUCCACGCCCAUCAUCUGCUAGAUCCUUAACCAUUCGUAUGCUUGAGAGAGUUGCAGCACUGAGAGAGUUGUUUAAAGCUAAAGCAGCAAAUUAUUGCUCUGAACCUAUUGAAAAGGAAAUAGAUUUAGUGUUGCCUCAUAGUAAAAAGGAAGAGGAUAUUAAUAAUGAAGUUAAAGAAGUGGACAGCAAAUUGGGGGAACUUGUAUUGGAGGAAGAGGCUAACAGAGAAACUUCUCAUUGUACGAGUCUAGUGGCAUUGAGUGAUGUUGAUGAGUUCUUUGAUGUUCCUGAACCAAAGGACUAUGAUCAAUUAGAAAAUGAUUGGCACUCUACCUUGCUUUCAGAGCUGCACCCUCAGUCUCAGCUACUGGAUGAACAGACUGCUUACCAUCCCAAAAUAUCAUCAGCCACUGGUUUGGUCCAAAAAUUACACGAUUUUGCAGUUCAGAACAAAGGGUACAUGGAUUUACAAGACAUAGACAUGGAGAAUAGUGUGCAGUGCACUUAUGGAGCCACUCUUCGUAAAGAUUUAAGUUUUACUUUACCAUGCAGCUGGUCUCCAUCUGAUCCAUCUUUAUUUUUUAUUCGUGGAGAAACAUAUUUAAAAGAUCGUCAAAAGGUCAAGGCAAAAGGCACCCUAAUGCAAAUAGUGGGUGCAGAUUGGCUUCAAUUUGACACGCGACAAGAUGAUCUAUGCAGUCGUCCUGGUAGCAUAGUUCAGCAAUAUGCAGCAAAAGGUGGCCCAGAAUUCUUUUUUGUCGUCAACAUACAAAUACCUGGAAGUCCUUCAUAUUCCAUUGUACUCUAUUACAUGAUGGAAACUCCACUGGAAGACAAUCCUUUAUUGCAACGCUUUGUUGAUGGAGAUGACGCUUACAGAAACUCAAGAUUUAAGCUUAUACCACAUAUUUCUAAGGGACCAUGGGUAGUUAAGCAAAGUGUUGGCAAAAAGGCAUGUCUGGUGGGCCAAGCUCUAAAAAUACAUUAUUUUCGUGGGAGAAACUAUCUAGAGCUGGAUAUCGACGUUGGAUCGUCAGCAAUUGCCAAGGCAAUAGUGAACCUAGUUCUUGGAUAUCUGAACAAUUUGGUCACAGAAAUGGCUUUUUUGAUAGAGGGAAACACACAAGCAGAGUUACCAGAACUCCUUAUUGGAACAUGUCGACUCAAUCAUAUGGAUGUAUCCAAAGCAUUUGUGGUCAAACCAUAA
Molecule: messenger RNA, 1608 nt
Organism: Abrus precatorius (Indian licorice)
Lineage: Eukaryota; Viridiplantae; Streptophyta; Magnoliopsida; Fabales; Fabaceae
Product: protein ENHANCED DISEASE RESISTANCE 2-like
Exons: 14
Coding region: 1-1608 (535 amino acids)
Molecular function (GO): lipid binding
Source: RefSeq, a predicted model, not a curated record